AGAUUGGAUGUGGAGUCUGAACUGCUUCUGGGUGUCCCUCUAGAACAUUUCUUGUUUCUCCAUGUAAUUCUCCCAAUGGAAGGCCACCCAAGGUUCCUGUUCUCCUGUUUGUGCUGAGUGGUUGCUUGGAGAGGUGGUGAAUGAGUAAAGAUACGCUCGGUGAUGGUUCAGAUGUGGGCCUUGCUCUGGAUGUGGUUGCUGCUGCUGCUGCCCUGGGAAAAUGCCUUGAUAAGGAAUUAACACCAGUCCGUGAUGGGCUGUGGGACAAGCAAAGUGCUUCCCGAGCCCCCCAAAGAUGUGCAGCUAGACCUGGUUAAGAAAGUCGAGCCUUACACAGGCCACAGCGACAUAUACAAGCAUUUCAUCAAAGAUGACUGUGGGACUGUCAUCAAAGCCGGCUCUCCCUCACCUCCACGUCACCCUAACCCCUAUCCUGGGAACCACCUGCCCGCCCACGUGGACCAACCCGAGCCCCGCAAGAACAAAGUGGCUAAAUACCGCGCCAAAUUUGACCCCAGAGUGACGGCCAAGUACGACAUUAAAGCCCUGAUCGGGAGAGGGAGCUUCAGCCGCGUCGUACGGGUGGAGCACAAGGCUACCAAGCAGCCCUACGCCAUCAAGAUGAUAGAGACCAAAUACCGGGAGGGGAGGGAGGUGUGUGAGUCGGAGCUGAGUGUGCUGCGGCGGGUCCGGCACACCAAUAUCAUCCAGCUUAUUGAGGUGUUUGAGACCCAGGACCGUGUGUACAUGGUGAUGGAGUUGGCGACCGGAGGAGAACUGUUUGAUCGAAUCAUCGCUAAAGGUUCCUUCACCGAGAGGGACGCUACGCGCGUGCUGCAGAUGGUGUUAGAUGGUGUGAAGUACCUGCACACGCUGGGUAUCACACACCGGGACUUGAAACCAGAGAAUCUGCUGUACUACCAUCCGGGAACAGAUUCCAAAAUCAUGAUUACGGACUUCGGGCUGGCAAGCGCUCGGAAGAAGGGAGAUGACUGCCUGAUGAAAACCACAUGCGGGACCCCAGAGUACAUCGCUCCCGAGAUCCUGGUCAGGAAACCGUACACGAACUCUGUGGACAUGUGGGCGCUGGGGGUCAUCUCCUACAUUCUCCUGAGCGGCACUAUGCCCUUUGAGGAUGACAACCGCACCCGCUUGUAUCGCCAGAUCCUGAAAGGAAAGUACAGUUACUCAGGCGAGCCCUGGCCCAGUGUGUCCAACCUGGCCAAGGAUUUCAUUGACCGUCUGCUCACGGUGGACCCCAGUGACAGGAUGACAGCCCUCCAGGCCCUGAAGCACCCGUGGGUGGUCAGCAUGGCAGCCUCUUCCUCCAUGAAGAACCUGCACCGCUCCAUCUCACAGAACCUUCUCAAGAGGGCAUCUUCCCGCUGCCAGAGCACCAAGUCUGCUCAGUCCACCCGCUCCAGCCGCUCCACCAAAUCCAACAAGUCGCGGCGGGUUCGGGAACGGGAGCUGCGGGAGCUCAACCUGCGCUACCAGCAGCAGUACACUGGCUGA
This is a messenger RNA of Mesitornis unicolor (brown roatelo), 1515 nucleotides long. RefSeq names its product protein serine kinase H1 (gene PSKH1). Gene Ontology annotation, biological process: protein phosphorylation. NCBI's taxonomy places the organism in Eukaryota, Metazoa, Chordata, Aves, Mesitornithiformes, Mesitornithidae. Bases 253 to 1515 code for a protein of 420 amino acids. The record is from RefSeq and is a predicted model, not a curated record. Gene Ontology annotation, molecular function: protein kinase activity; ATP binding. The transcript has 3 exons.